Messenger RNA from Contarinia nasturtii (swede midge), 1863 nucleotides. RefSeq lists its product as uncharacterized. The transcript has a single exon. The annotation marks the transcript as partial. Lineage: Eukaryota; Metazoa; Arthropoda; Insecta; Diptera; Cecidomyiidae. The record is from RefSeq and is a predicted model, not a curated record.
AUGUCGACCAAACUCAACCGCCUGUUAUCAAUAAGAACUCGAGUAAUUGAGGAUCUAGAACAUCAUGCCGAAGAGGUUAUGAAAUUCACAGAAACGAGCAAUGCUACCCUGAUAUCUUAUCGCAUCAGAGCUCUAGAAAAGGCUUAUCAUGAUUUCGCGAGUACAAUUGAUACGCUCGAAGAAAUGCCACAAUACCACACCUUGGAAAAUUUGACAGAUAUCAAAACAAAAAAUCGACAAAUCCAAGAUUUAUAUUUAAAUAGCAAAUUUCAUGUAUCCGAAUUUGUUGAAAAUGAAGAGGACCGCAAUUUGAACGCCUCCUUCUUUCAAACUACCCGAACCACUUCCAAUACCACUCUAAACACGUCAGAAACUAUUACAAAGAAUAUGGGCAUACGCCUGGAAAAAAUAUCGGUCCCACAUUUUAAUGGUAAAUACGAGAAAUGGCCCGAAUUUAAAGCAAUGUUCACAUCUCUAAUGAAUAAAUAUCAGGGAGAUAAUAUUGAAAAAUUGACACACCUGAAAAAUUAUUUAGAAGGAGAGGCUAAAGAUAUCAUAAAACAUUUAAAUGAUUAUAAUGCAGCUUGGGAUCUACUUGUAUCUCAAUACGAAAAUAAGCAUGCUAUAGUUUCCGCCCAUUUGAAAAACUUUCACGAUAUUCCCGUGAUGUCUACUGCGGCAUCAAUUCGAUUUGCUAUUACAACUACCAAUAGCUGUCUCGCGGGCAUAAAAAAUUUGGACAUCCUUACAGAUACAUGGGAUCCAAUGAUCGUCUUCACGUUACAAGAAAAGUUAAGUCCCGAAUUACGACAUAAAUGGGAAGAAGAAAGAAAGGGCUCGCAUGAACCAACUACGCUAAAACAAUUCUUAGAAUUUUUGGAGACACGAUAUAAAAUCAGUUCAGUGCUUCCUCCAAGAAGAAUCCACAUACGACCAAAUCACAACGACUCCUCGUCCUUACCAACAGCAGAAAAGUCAAAGAGAGACACUAGCAUGGAGGAGGAGGAGGAAAAGCAAUAUGGGGCUGAUGAGUAUGAUGCAGCAUAUUUCCAUACUCGAUCGGAUAAGUGCCGCAUUUGUUCGGCGGAACAUUCAAUUUUCUCUUGCCCAAUGUUUCAAAAUUCGGAAAUAGCGUUACGCGUAGCUAAAGAAAAGAAGCUAUGCCUCAAUUGUUUGUAUGACAAUCACGAAACAGAACAGUGUACAUCGCAGUUUGAUUGUCAACGUUGUAAAAAAAGACAUCAUACAUUAUUACACGAUGCACUCAGUACAAUGGAUCCAGCAUCAAGGCCAGAAAAAACGUUCCACAAUCGAGCCGAAACAAAGGGACCUCUCUUGGCCACCGCUCUCGUACCUAUUCAUACUAAAAGGGGAGUAAUCACAUUACGUGCGUUAAUUGACCAGGGGUCAACCACAAAUUUACUAAGUGAAAGGGGCGCAAAACUACUUCAAUGCUCUCGACAACGAAUCACACCAUUUCCCAUGUUCGGCCUGGCCAACGUCACAGCUGGUACAGCCACCCAUAAAACAUCACUUCUUAUUGGUUCUGUGCACGAUAAAAAUUAUAGACUGCCUUUGCCAACGUUCAUAACGCAAGACAUCACAAAAAUCAAACCAAUCCACCCAAAAACAUUUGCCCAAUGGCCACACCUCAAGGGUUUGCAAUUGGCUGACUCAAGUACGUCAAAUAGUCACCAAAUUGAUCUUCUCAUUGGUAGUCGAACAUUCGCUGAAAUAGUUGACUACGGAUUAAUAAAGGGCAAGGAAAACCAACCAAUUGCUCAAAACACCAAAUUGGGAUGGAUUAUUUCAGGCGGAUAUGAAGAAAAUGACAAAUCAAUUCGCAUAAAUAUGAUCAAUAAU